GUUUGUCAUCAAAUACUCGUUCAUUUCGUUGGACGUGGCCUUCGCUGGUUGUCGCGUUCGUCCAUUUUUUCUACGUUUUAAAAUUUUUUUAUCUGGUUUGAUCCUUUGACAAUUCUAUCAUGUCUCAUCGUAAAUUCAGUGCCCCUCGUCAUGGUUCUAUGGGUUUCUACCCAAAGAAGCGUGCACGUCGUCAUCGUGGUAGAGUGAAGUCUUUCCCCAAAGAUGAUCCAAGCAAACCUAUCCAUUUAACCGCUUUUAUUGCUUACAAAGCUGGUAUGACCCAUGUUGUUCGUGAAGCUGAUCGUCCUGGAUCAAAACUUAACAAAAAGGAAAUUGUGGAGCCUGUUACCAUUUUAGAAACUCCACCAAUGAUAAUUGUUGGGGUUGUUGGUUAUGUUGAAACUCCAUAUGGUCUUAAACCAUUGAAGACUGUAUUUGCUGAACAUCUAUCUGAAGAUUGUCGUAGACGUUUCUACAAAAACUGGUACAAAUCUAAGAAGAAGGCUUUUGUCAAGUACUCCAGGAAGUGGCAAGAUGAAAAUGGCAAGAAACAAAUCGCUAAAGAUCUUGCUAAAAUUGCUAAAUACUCCAAAGUUGUCCGUGUCAUUGCUCACACUCAGAUGAAACUAUUGAAGAAACGCCAGAAGAAAGCCCAUAUUAUGGAAAUUCAAGUAAAUGGUGGAACUAUUGCUGAAAAAGUACAAUGGGCUAAAGAACAUUUUGAAAUGCCUGUACCAGUAUCUCACGUUUUUGCCCCAGAUGAGAUGAUUGAUUGUAUUGGUGUUACAAAGGGUCGUGGAUAUAAAGGUGUUACAUCUCGUUGGCAUACAAAGAAAUUGCCCCGUAAGACACAUAAGGGUUUACGAAAAGUUGCCUGUAUUGGAGCGUGGCAUCCUAGUCGUGUUCAGUUCACUGUUGCGCGUGCCGGUCAAAAAGGUUACCAUCACCGUACAGAAAUCAAUAAGAAGAUUUAUCGUAUUGGACUUGGUUGUCGUAUGAAGGAUGGAAAGAUUAUUAAGAACAAUGCAUCAACCGAGUAUGAUCUAACAGUAAAGACCAUUACUCCCAUGGGUGGUUUCCCUCAUUAUGGUGAAGUUAAUAAUGACUUCAUUAUGAUUAAGGGAUGCUGUGUUGGUCCAAAGAAACGAGUUAUCACUCUUCGUAAAUCAUUGUUGGUACACACAAAACGUGCUGCUUUGGAAAGCAUCAACUUGAAAUUCAUCGAUACCUCUUCCAAGUUUGGUCAUGGACGUUUCCAGACUGUUGCCGACAAGGCUGCAUUCAUGGGUCCAUUGAAGAAAGACAGGAUUCGUGAAGAAGAAAAUGCUACAGCGGCAGUGAAAUAAUUAUAAAUUGUAGGUUUUGACAAUUUGUAAAAAAAUUAAAAUCCUAAUCUGGAAUA
Sipha flava (yellow sugarcane aphid) is the source of this 1402-nucleotide messenger RNA. It is a transcript of the gene RpL3, whose product is annotated as 60S ribosomal protein L3. The transcript has 8 exons. The record is from RefSeq and is a predicted model, not a curated record. Bases 120 to 1346 code for a protein of 408 amino acids. Lineage: Eukaryota; Metazoa; Arthropoda; Insecta; Hemiptera; Aphididae. Gene Ontology annotation, biological process: ribosomal large subunit assembly; translation. Gene Ontology annotation, cellular component: cytosolic large ribosomal subunit; ribosome. Gene Ontology annotation, molecular function: RNA binding; structural constituent of ribosome.